This is a messenger RNA of Haemorhous mexicanus (house finch), 1247 nucleotides long. It is a transcript of the gene RTN2, whose product is annotated as reticulon 2. Lineage: Eukaryota; Metazoa; Chordata; Aves; Passeriformes; Fringillidae. Bases 83 to 1048 code for a protein of 321 amino acids. The record is from RefSeq and is a predicted model, not a curated record. The transcript has 10 exons.
CCCCGCCGCUCGGCGAUGGCGCCGCCGUGAUGCGCGGCGGGGCCGGCCCGGGGCGGCGGCGCCGAGCGCGACCGGGAGCCCCAUGCGGGGGCCGCCGCCAUGGGGCAGGUCCUGGGCUUCGCCCACUGCAAGGAGGCUCCGUCCACGGCCUCCAGCACACCGGACUCCACCGAGGGCGGCCCCUCGGACCCCCCCCCCGUUCCCGGAGCUGCCGGAGCCCCCCGAGGAGGAGGAGGAGGAGGAGGAGGAGGGGGAAGGGGAUGAAGAUGAGGAGGGGUCUCCCGCCCCCCGCCGGGACCCCCCCUCCCCCCGCGAGCUCACCUUCUCCUACAUCGCCUUCGGGGGGGGGAGGGGAGGGGCAUCCCCCGCGCCCCUCCCCGCCCCGCCGCCAGGGGGCGCCCCCCGCGCGCCCCCCCAGGAGCCCCCCAGCGCCUCGGCCCCGCCCCCUCCGGCUCCGGACCAAUCAGCGGCGGCGGCGGGCCGUGACGGACAGGUGUGGGAGCUGCUGCUCUGGCGCGUGCCCCAGCGCUCGGCGCUGGCCCUGCUGGUGGCCCUGGUGGCCCUGGGCUCGCUGUCCCGCUUCAGCGCCAUCGCCGUGGUGGCACACGGGGCGCUGGCCGUGCUGGCUGUCACCGUCCCCCUGCGCCUGCGCCAGGUGGCCCUCAGGGCGCUGAGGCCACCGCCCCCGGAGCCCCCCACCAGGAGGGCGGAGCCCCUGAGCCAGGAGCAGCAGCAGCGCUGGGCGCGGUGCCUGGCCCGCCACGCCGUCACGGCCGCCCGCACCCUCACCCGCCUCUUCCUCGUGCACAGCGUCCCCGAGUCCCUCAAGUUCGCCUUCCUGUUCUACCUGCUGACCUACGUGGGGGCCGCCUGCAACGGGCUGACGCUGCUGGCAGCGGGUGUCAUCAGCGCCUUCACCUUCCCCGUGCUCUACCGGCGCCACCAGGCCCAGAUCGAUCAGCACCUGAGCCUGGCCCGGGGCCACCUGAGCCACCUGCGAGCCAGGGUCCUGGCCAAGCUGCCAAGUGCCAAAGUGAAGCCGCAGUGACACCGCUGUCCCCUCCCCUCCCCCCGCGAGGUGACAUCGAGGGGAGGGGCGUGGCCAUGGCAGCGGGGGCCACGCCCCUCCCCCACGGGUCGUUUUUUCCCCUCCCCCUCCGUGCGGGGGGCGGGGGGGGGGUGACAAUUUAAUAAAAACUCUUGUGACAGCCGGGUGACAAUGUGACAAUGUCCCCAAAUGUCCCCAA